Sorghum bicolor (sorghum) is the source of this 1545-nucleotide messenger RNA. RefSeq names its product OTU domain-containing protein DDB_G0284757. NCBI's taxonomy places the organism in Eukaryota, Viridiplantae, Streptophyta, Magnoliopsida, Poales, Poaceae. The transcript is spliced from 12 exons. The coding region runs from base 202 to 1035 and encodes 277 amino acids. Gene Ontology annotation, biological process: protein deubiquitination. Gene Ontology annotation, molecular function: cysteine-type deubiquitinase activity. The record is from RefSeq and is a predicted model, not a curated record.
GUCCCAUCCUCUCUUCCCCCUCCCCCUUGCUCGCAAUCAAAACACACCCAUAUAUACGCCGGACUCCUCAUUCUCCUCCCGGCUUCCCCCAUUCGUCGCGAUCCAAUUCCGGCGCCGGAGAAGACGCGCGCAGGCCCCACCCAGCCGUCUCCAAUCCAAGCAGCGCUCCGCUCCCACGGACGGACAGCUUGAGCUCGACGGAUGAGCAUGUGUGAGAAAGAUCAGAAUUUGCCAUGGGGAUACGACCUGUUCCGCGACCCUUUUGCUCCUCCCAACGGGUACUACGGGCCUCCUCCCGGCUACUGUGAUGGUCACUGUUGUGACCUCCAUUACGGUAGAGCAGCACAUCCAGAUGAGACUCAGUUGCAUUCUUCUCAACUCACAUAUGAUUUGUACAACCCAUCAGUAGGCAUCUACCAUCCUGGAAGCACCCAUGAGCAUGAGCACGAGACAGUAUAUGUAGAGCCGUCUAGUUCCUCUCCAGACGCAGCUGGUGACGGUUAUUUUGAGAUGGAGGAGGAAGUAGGGAAGAGGUUUUACCCCAUGGUCCCAGUUCCCCAUGUCCCCAAAAUUAAUGGAGAAAUUCCAUCAAUUGAUGAAGCCACUAUGGACCAUGAAAGGCUGACAGAAAGGUUGAAGCUGUAUGAGUUGGUUGAACACAAGGUGCAAGGAGAUGGCAACUGUCAGUUCCGAGCACUAUCAGACCAGCUUUACCAAAGUCCAGAUCACCAUGAGUUUGUGAGGGAGCAGAUAAUUAACCAGCUUAAAACUAACCGUGACGCCUAUGAUGGAUACGUUCCCAUGGCAUAUGAUGAUUACUUGGAGAAAGUUGCACGAAACGGUGAAUGGGGUGACCAUGUGACUCUACAGGCUGCUGCUGACAAGUAUGGAGUAAAAAUCUUUGUGAUGACAUCGUUCAAGGAUACUUGCUACAUCGAGAUCCAGCCUAAGGUUCAGAAGUCCAACAAAGUGGUACUGUUGAGCUUCUGGGCGGAGGUGCACUACAACUCCAUAUAUCCGCAGAAUGGUGAGUAGGCGUGCCAUUGGCAUGCCGGGCCUUCACUGCCAAUAUGCACCGAGGUCACAGACGACGACCAAGAGGAGGAGAUGGUGGCCGUUCUCGCAGCACCACCACCAUUGAUGGCGGAUUACAGAGGGCUCGGCGCAUCAUCUUCAUCUCUCCAGGACUGGGAUGGAUGUCGGAGCGGUGGAGCUCGUCAUGAUUCAGGAUCAGGUGGUGGUCCUGGGGGCCCGGCCAUCGUCCAAAUGAUACAAGGGACGUACGGCAUUAUGAUUAAUAUAUCCAGAGCAGAGCAGACCAGACCUGAUAAUGGGAAUGGGAUGAAUGAAAUUGAAAUAAACAUGGGAUGGGAUGGGAAUCGUCGUCCCGUACAUAGUUAAGAGUGGAGGCCGGUGAGUGUCAACUCAACUCUUGUAUUGUUGUUUAUAUCUACAAAUUUUGCCGGAAUGAGGCUAGAAUUAUUGGGAAACGAUUAUGAUAAUAAUGUUGAUGAUAAUAAAUUGGUUAAGAAUUGAGAUGACCCA